This is a messenger RNA of Symbiodinium sp. CCMP2592, 5121 nucleotides long. NCBI's taxonomy places the organism in Eukaryota, Dinophyceae, Suessiales, Symbiodiniaceae. The record is from the annotation of a GenBank genome assembly.
AUGAACCUGGGCAGGUGUUGCAGAGCCAUGGAAAGUAUUUUCCAACGAACCGCUUCUCCUACUGAGCUGGCUUCCGAGCUGUCUAAGAGCAGCUCCCCCGAAGAGCUCGCGAGCUUCUUACGGGAUGCAAGCCUCGAAGACUUGUAUCGUGCUCUGGAGCCGUUAACAUACAGACAAGGCAGUCGUGCCUCAGCUUCUAUUUUGGAUGCGCGGGCAUCUGCUCGCAGCAGGCUGGACGACCUUUGUAAGGACGUGGCUGCCUUUGCAGCUGCGGAAAGCAAUGUGCACUGGAUCGAAGCCUUGCUGGCUUUCGCUUUGCCGCUUCUCGUUGAUGCACUGCCGAAAGACCGACGUGGAACAAGUGUUGUACCUCACCCGCAUCCCCUGCAAAAGCAGGUUAUGCCAGACUCUGCUCAGGCAAUGACUAUUUCCGGCCAGAUGUAUUUUGAGACGAAUCGUGCGUGUGACAACUGUGAUGCACAUAUCCAGGACAGAGAGUUCUGGCACUGCCAGGAUGGAUGCGAUGUUGAUUUCUGCAAGAAAUGCUACGAGCAGCUCGAGUCGCUCUUUGCGAAUCGAGACGUACAGCAUUCCCUCUGGGUGGUCCAGUUCGUAUGGUUUGUCUCGCACCAAAUCCUUUCGACGUCUCCAACCGAGCGAGAAAUAGUUUUGAGAGACCUCGCCUUCCAAUGGCCAAUCCACAUGUUCCAGCAGCUGGUGAAGGCUGUAGUGGAUGUUGCGGAUGCCAGUGUUGUGCAUGUGGAGGACAUUAAGAACAUAGCUGGCGGGACUGGUUUCUGGCACACCAUUGGCUUCCUGCGGAUUUUAGAGGCUGCCAACAGGCUUCCUCUUGCAGAGCAUCGGCUGGGUGAAAUCUACUCGGAGGGUGCGCGGAUUCCAGAAGCUUCGAGUUUCAUACUUCAAGGUAUUGACAAAUGCAGCGCAAUUUCAGAUUGGCACAGAUGGCACAAAACGCUGGACUCACAAGAGGAGGAGUGUAGCGACGUUCUUCUCAUGCAUCCUUUCAAGAUCAAUGCUCGAUUCACCUGCUUUCUCACCCACGCCUGCCUGGUUCCCGAAACUUUCCGACGCCAGUGUGCCAUCUUCGAUGUUCGAAGCGCCACCACAAGCUUGCGAGCUGUGAAGACUUAUCGACUGCUGAAAGUGAAGCGUGAGCCAGCAACGGAGCUGCUUGCCGGCGUGGUAGCAGCCUUGGGAACUGAGUUCUUUGAAGGUUGCGAGGUGCGUUUGGAGGGCCUCGGUGCUCAGCCUCAACUAAACGGCCAUCUCGGCACUUUAAAGUCAUUUGACGCUUCAGCGGUCAGGUGGGCAGUUAAGCUAAAGAGUGGUGAGGAGAAAAAAGUUCGGCCACAGAACCUGGCACGCGUGCGCGAUGAGAAGACAAACAUAUUCCAUCACAUCGGGCACCUCUUUCAAGUGAGCUUUGUCGGUGAGCCGGCCAGUGGUCCUGGAGUCAACAAGGAAUUCAUUCGCCUGGCUUUCGUGUGUGCACUGCGGCAACUUCAUCCAUUUCAGCCGUGGCUGUACAACGAGGAGAACCGAACGCACUGGUUUAACAACUUCAACAACGACUUCAAGAUGCAAUCGCAUGAAGCUUGCGACGCUUGUGCAGCAUACCGGGCCACUGGCGCUUUACUCGGACAUGCAAUCGCCAACGACUGUUUCUUGCCCUCGGUAUUCCCCGUGGCAUUGUACAAUCUCUUAUUGCUAGCGAUGGGCUCCUCCUACGCGAGGCCCUGGUCUUUGGUGGACUUGGCGACCGUCGACUCUGCGAUCGCACGAAGUUUGGAGCACCUCGUCGAGUACGAAGGUGACGACAUCGACGAUCUCUUUGUGUUGAAUUGGCCCGACACUCGAAAGCUGACCAACAUGACAAAGGAGCUGCGAACGGGGUACGUUCGCGACUAUGUGCACUGGUUCUUCAAUGUGCGAUGUGAGGAGCAACAGAAGGCAUUUUGCACUGGCUUCUGCGAAGUCGCAGGUCUGUCGCAGAUGAUUCGGCAGCAUGUUGGCCUAGAGCAGCUAGAACAUCUCCUCUGUGGCAUCGAGCAAGCCGUGAACGUGUCGGCUGUGAGAGAAGGAGCUAUCGUGCUGGGAUGGGAGCCCCACGAGGAAGCCUACCUUGCAGCUUUCUGGGACAUUCUCGAGGGCUUCAGCGCAGAUGAGCUGGACAAUUUUGCUGUCUUCGUAUCUGCGAGCUCGAGGAUGCCCGCGAAGGGCUGGUGUGACCUGAAGUUGCAGAUCCAGAAGAAUGGGACUGGAGACGAGAGGUUGCCAACAGCGUACACUUGCUUUCACACGCUUUUGCUACCCUUAUAUUCAUCUCCGAAAGUACUUCAAGAGCGGCUUUUGCAGGCCGUGACAGAGACGCAGGGCUCAGAGUAUCUGGAGCCACCUGCUGCCCUGGCUCAAACCUGUCCGUUGCAGCGGACGGCUGCAGAGGAUUCCAAAAUCGACUCGUCUCCAAGUUCUCAUCGUUUGCGCGCAGUGUUGGUCACGAAGGCGUUGCUCAGCUACCAUGCAGCAGUGAGGCUUGCGCAGUCGCCGAUGACGGCAGAUACUUCUGGACUGCGGACGGAGCUGAAACAUGUUCCGACCGGUGCCAGGUGGACAGCAAAAAGCUGUUGCCAUCCUAUUCGUGUUCGCCAAAUGAUGUUGCGAUCUGUCCGGGCUUUGAGAUCUGCCACACUCUGUGCAGAGGAUACCGAUGGCUCUGCUCCGCCGCCGCUGCCAUGCAGAUUUCAGCUGCUCUUGGCCUCGGCCUUCGAAUUUCUCGCAGACACUUUCCUGGCAGAGGAUGAGUACGGCGACGUGGAUCUGGAUCUGUCCAGAACGCUGAGCGCAGUGCGAUGCGACACUUGCAGAGAAGCCGGCAGCAUCUGGCAGAGUGCUCCCGGCCUCCGUGCUUACACAUGGCAAGACUCGAAGGAGACACAGGCUUCCAGUUCUGGCUCCUUCCCGAACACUUAUGAAGGCUCAGGCAUCAGGUCUGGACAGAUCUUCACCAAGCGCUUGCAGCAGACACCCAAGCUUGGGCCUGGUGAAGUCAUGGUACCUGUAUCCAUGGCAGACCAGCUGUCAGAUCUUAUAGCAAUGCUUUCUGCGAACAAGAUGCUACAGCCCGAGCCGGUUCUUCCUCGUGAGAAGUGGCAUCGCUUGCUGAUGAUCUUGCUCGUCCGGCUCAAGGUGAAGCGUGCUCGCUCAAGCUGGCGGGAGAUGUUGCCGGCGCAGAUGUUGAUCUUGCUUUGGAAAGUGCUACAGAAGGCUUUGCCACCUGCAGAAGGCAGCAUCCUUGCAAACAUGGUGACAGAGCAGAACAUAGCGACCUGCACAUCCAACUUGCAACAGCAAGUCGAUGGAUUUCUCUCCAUCAUGGAUCUUCGCAGUGCAGGGGAGGUGUGGUAUCCUUCGCACUCUGCAGAAAGACUUGGGCAGGUUUAUGUCCAACAUGCGCUCGCGUAUGGAAAGCCUCUCCCAAGCUCCGUCAAGCCAGGCAUGCUUGGAUCUGCGAUGAAAGAGCUAGAUGCAGCGGAGGAUCUUGUGGUAAGGCCUCGCGCCGGACAGUCGCAGCGUGCAGGGGCUUACGAAUCCUCGCUGCUGGGUUCCAUCUGCAAGUGGAAGGCGGAUCUUCUGCAUGAGCUUGCUUCUUUGGUACUCCCGAGCAUUGCACUAGGCCAGGAGCUUGAUCCGGAGACCCGGAGCUACCUGGAGGCCCAGGUGAAGAGCAUGAACGAAUCUAUGCAGCCGCCAGCUACGCAAUGUGAGCGAUGGCUCCAGUCUACCGUGAGCCUCUGCCUCCGUUCUCUGCACCAGUUGGCUGCGGUGCCCAACGAGGUGGCAUCGGAGCUCCAGCUGCAGGUUCGUGGUCUGCUAGGUCGAGCGUACAGCAAGUUGGGCCGGCUCUACGCGAGCACUGGCCGCUUCACGAAGGCAAUGACACAUGCGAAGCAAGGCAUCGAGCUAUUCAACGCCACGAAGGACAAGCUUGAAGCGGCGAAGUUGCAGAUCUGGCUCUGCAGAUUGCAGUUGCGCAUGGCAGUGCCUCAGGCUGCUUCGUAUACUCGUUCGACCGACCUCCAUUUCCUGGACAAGGAUCCUGGCCUUCUCAGCGGUCUGUCAGCGGCUGCCCCGUCGGAAGACAUUACGUUGCAGCAGGUAGUCCAGCAACUUCAGAAAGCCUUAAGCGCCCUGGACAGCACAGCGGCCCCGGAGAACCAAGCUUGUUCCGAGGGCCAGGUCCUUCUUGGGAAGGUCUUCUUCCGCCAAGCCCUGGUGAGGCUCGCCAAGGCACCUGGACCCGCUCCGCUGAAGGCCUGCGGCCGGCUGGGCGAGGAGGCGUCGGAGGAUGCCAUAUUUGUCAGUGCACUUGACAUCUUGCAGUCCGAAGCCAAGCUGGGCCAAAGCGGCAAGGAGGACUCCACCGUGAAGGAAGCCAUGGAGCGACUGCAUCAGGCUGCUACAUGUUUUCGGUCGGCUGAUGCUCCUGUUCCUUGCUGCGCUGUCCAUGCCUGCCUUGCUUUCGUGUAUUUCUGCACUGCCGGUGCUGACUCCCGGCUUCAGAAGCUGGCAGUCACUCAUGCUCAGCAUUCGCUUGACCAGUGGACGGCUUCGCCUGUAGCUGAACGAAGCGAGGCUCUUGGAGUUGCGACGAAGCUGCUGGAAGCAAAGGCCGCUCGCCGUGCUGUACAAAAAGGACGGCCAGCCUGGGCUGGUGAUGCCAAAGCUGCGUCACUUCUCUGUGAAGUUGCCAUCUCGAGGCUGAGCUCGGGUCCGGAGCUGCCUAAGACGGGCGGCGACGGCGACGCUGUUUUCCAGGUCAGCGAGCCGAGCCCAGGUUCUCACAGCCGAGAGCAGAUGCGCAAUGCCUUGCUGUCUACGGGUGAGGACCAAGGAGCCUGCCUCAUGUACGUCAGGCAAGAGCUCAGCGCUGUUCUGCUGCGUUUGCUGAAAGCAUGCGACCAGGAGGAUGUCGGCCGCGAUCUGAAGGCGGCAUACUGUUCUUUACUCACCGCGUGGCACGAGGCUUCUGGCCAGGUCGAAGCUCUCACUGCGGUGGCGGCCCAGACCAGGAAGAUCGUUGCGCGUGACUUGCUGCCCUGA